CCCGCAGCCCCGGCCCCCCGGGACCCCCGGGACCUCCGGGCCCUCCGGGCCCCCCGGGGCCCCCGGGGCUCUGGGCGCGGAUGUGGCAGCUGGAGGCGGAGCUGCGGGAGCAGGAGGUGUCGGAGAGCUCCUCACGAGGCUACUGCCGGACCUUCUGUCAGACGCUGUUGCAGUACGCGGGCAACAGGGCUACAUCGGAGCACGCCGGGCCGCCGCUGCUGGAAGUUUACCGACUGGCCAUCCAGAGCUUCGCCAGCGCCCGGCCGUUUCUGACCACCGAGUGCGAAGAUGUCCUCCUGGUGCUCGGCAGGCUGGUUCUAAGUUGCUUUGAGCUGCUGCUCUCGGUGCCGGAGAGUGACCUGCCCGGUGAAGUGUGGGUGUCCUUUCACCAGACCAUACAGGACUCCCAUGACGCCUUGCUGGAAUUUGGGAAUAACAACCUCCAGGUAUUGGUGGACAUCACCAAAGAAGGCGUGUGGAAGAACCCGACCCUUCUGAAAGUCCUCUCUCAGCAGCCGGUAGACCCGGAGGACGCCAGUAGGUGGAUGGCUCUGGAGGGCCCGUUCUUCCUGCAGAUGCGAAUCAAACACUUGCUCAAGUCCAACUGCAUCCCCCAGGCAACCGCCCUGUCCAGGCUCUGCGCCGAGUCCCAGGACUUCGCUGGCACGGCCUCUUUCCGCCUGGCCUACAUCACCUGUCUGUGCUCCCUGCUCCCCAGCGAAGAGGCCAUCAAGGAGAUUGCAAAGUUGGACUGCAAGGAAGUACUAGACAUCACAUGUAAUCUGGAGUCUGAGGGUCAGGAUAACACAGCAUUUAUUCUUUGUACGACUUACCUUACGCAGCAGCUGCAAACUGCAAGUGUGUAUUGCUCUUGGGAGCUGACUCUGUUUUGGAGUAAGCUGCAGAGAAGGAUCGAUCCUUCUUUAGACACGUUCUUGGAACGGUGUCGUCAGUUUGGGGUCAUCGCCAAGACCCAGCAGCACCUCUUCUGCCUAAUCAGGGUCGCCCAGGCUGAGGCAGAAGGAGCCGGGCUGGGCGUGUCGGUGCUGCUGUGCGUGCGGGCCCUCCAGAUCCGGACCGGCGAGGACGACGAGAUGAAGGCGUCGGUGUGCAAGACCAUCAGCUGCCUCCUGCCCGACGACCUGGAGGUGCGGCGGGCCUGCCAGCUGACCGAGUUCCUCCUGGAGCCCAGCCCGGAGGGCUUCGGCCUGCUGGAGGAGCUGUACCUGCAGCCCGACCAGAAGUUCGACGAGGAGAACGCCCCCGUGCCCAACUCCCUGCGCUGCGAGCUGCUGCUGGCCCUCAAGGCCCACUGGCCCUUCGACCCGGAGUUCUGGGACUGGAAGACCCUGAAGCGCCACUGCCACCAGCUGCUGGGCCAGGCGGCCUCGGACUCGGACGGCGACCUGAGCGGCUACGAGCUGUCCCUGCACGAGACGGACGUCCUGGAGUCGUUCCUGAGCGACUACGACGAGGCCAAGGAGGACAAGGCCUGCCGGCGGCCGGACGCGGCGGAGCCGCUCAAGGAGAAGCCGCGGGACAAGAAGCCCAUCGGCUCGUCGGAGCGCUACCAGCGCUGGCUGCAGUACAAGUUCUUCUGCGCGCUGUGCAAGCGGGAGUGCAUCGAGGCCCGCAUCCUGCACCACUCCAAGAUGCACAUGGAGGACGGCGUCUACACCUGCCCCGUCUGCCUGCGCAAGUUCAAGAAGAAGGAGUUCUUCGUGCCCCACGUCAUGGAGCACGUCAAGAUGCCCCCGAGCCGGCGGGACCGGCCGAGGAAGAAGCAGCAGCAGCAGCAGCAGCAGCAGCAGCAGCAGCAGCAGCAGCAGCAGCAGCAGCAGCUGCUGGCGGAAGGGGCCGCCGGGGACCCCCACGACUACGUCACCUUCCGCAACCUGGAGGCCUGCCGGCUGCAGGACCGCGACCUGUACCCGUGCCCGGGCACGGACUGCUCGCGGGUCUUCAAGCAGUUCAAGUACCUGAGCGUGCACCUGAAGGCCGAGCACCAGAACGACGACGCCAACGCCCGGCACUACCUGGACAUGAAGAACCGCCGGGAGAAGUGCGCCUUCUGCCGCCGCCACUUCAUGACGGCCUUCCACCUGCGGCAGCACGAGCAGGUGCACCGCGGGCCGCAGCCCUACCUCUGCGUCUCCAUCGGCUGCUCGGCCCGCUUCUCCUCCGUCAACGAGCUGCUGCACCACAAGCAGAAGCACGACGACCUGCGCUACCGCUGCGAGCUGCGGGGCUGCGGCGUCGUCUCCAGCGACCUGGGCCAGCUGUACCACCACGAGGCCCAGCACUUCCGGGACGCCUCCUACACCUGCACCGUCGCCGGCUGCAAGAAGUUCUACUACUCCAGGGCCGAGUUCCGGGACCACCUCUCGGCCCACGCCGCCCCCGCCCCGCCGGCCGGGCUCUCCAACGGCGGGCCGGCGUCCCCGCCCCCCGCCGCCGCGGGGGGCCCGGGGGGCCGGUCGCCGCCGGGCUGCCCGGGGAAGCCGCCCCCCGCCGAGGACCCGCCGUCGGGCGAGGGGGCGGCCGGCGCCCCGCCGGAGCCGGGGGAGGCCGCCGCCUCCGCCGCCGCCGCCGCCGCCGCCGCCGCCGCGGCCUGCGACCCCGGCCGGCUGAGCCCCAGCUCGUCCACCUCCGGGAACGAAGGGGACCCGGAGCCCUCCCCGGCGGAGGGGGGCGCGGCCGUCUGCUUCGACGGGAAGAGGUUCACCUGCGGCCUGGCGGGCUGCGGCUCGGUGUACAAGAACGCCCGCGGGAUGCAGCGGCACCUGCGCAAGGCCCACCCUUACCACUUCAAGCCCAAGAAGCGGCCGGGCGGGCGGCCGGGGGAGCCCCCCCGGGUCCCCGACCCCCGCCGGGCCGCCGGGCCGCCCGACGCCCGGGACGCCCUCUCCGACAGCGGCGGCGAGUCCCCGGACGAGAGCCCGGAGCGGGUCGCCCCCGCGGCCCGGCGGCUCGGCCCGGGGGGCUGCCGCCCGGGGCCCGAGGACACCAUGCUGGAGCUCAUGCUGGGCCUGAAGCACCUCAGCCUGCAGAACGCCAACUCGCGCCUCCCGGAGCCCCCGGCCGAAGCGGGGGCGCCGCCGGCCUCCCCCGAGGCCGACGCCGAGCCGGGGCAGCCCGACGACGGCCCGGGCGGGGAGGCCGUGUCCAGCCAGUACCUGGCCCAGUUGGCGGCCAAGCCCUUCUUCUGCGAGCUGCAGGGCUGCAAGUUCGAGUUCGUGACCCGGGAGGCCCUGCUGAUGCAUUACGUCCGGAAGCACAACUAUUCCCGGGAGCAGGUCCUCCAGCUGAGCAUGUUCCAGCACCGCUACUCCCCCUUCCAGUGCCACAUCUGCCAAAGAUCCUUCACCCGGAAGACCCACCUGCGCAUCCACUACAAGAACAAGCACCAGAUCAGCAGCGACCGGGCCCCCCUCAAGCUGUUCGGCAAGAAGACGGUCGGCCAGGCCGGCCCGGUCCCCGGCGGGAGGUUGAAAGGCCGGGCCCCGGGGCCGGCGGCCUUCUGCCCCAACGGCGCCGACCGGGGCGGCUCGGAGACGGACCCGGAGUCCUCCGGCGAGGAGCCCGGGGGCGCCCCGCGGGAGGGCCGGGGCAGCCGCCGGACGGUGGCCCGGGGCAACCUGUGCUACGUCCUCAGCAAGAUCCAGAAGCCGUUCCGCUGCAUCCACAAGAGCUGCACCUCGGCCUUCACCAGCCUCAAGGGCCUGAUCCGCCACUACCGCACCGUGCACCGCUACAGCCGCGAGCAGGUGUGCCUGGAGAAGGACAAGGCCCGGCGCAAGAGGGAGCUGGUCAAGUUCAAGAAGGUCUUCGUCUGCAAGUUCAAGGAGUGCAGCAAGCGCUUCCUGGGCGCCAAGGCCCUCGCCAAGCACUGCAGCGACUGCCACCACCUGGACCAGCUGGAGGAGGCCGAGGCCGAGGACGUCCCGCGCCACCCCUGCGGCCGGCCCCAGUGCCCGGCCGCCUGCCACUCGCCCGGCAAGCUGCGGCAGCCGCAGCAGCAGCAGCGGACGGAGCCGCGCGGGACCGGCGGGUCCGACUGGGAGAUCCACUGCGACCUGGACGGCUGCGGCCGCGUCUUCUCCCACCGCAGCGGCUACUCGCAGCACGUCUUCUUCCGCCACAGGGACUUCUACGACGGCCUCUUCCGCAGCCCCAAGGCGGAGCCGGGGGCCCUCCCCGGGACCGAGGCGGGCUUCCCGGGCGAGGACCCCGAGGGCGGGCAGAGGCCGCCGCCGCCGCCGCCGGGGGCCAGGAGCCGCAAGUGCGGCUCGGUCAGAGAGAAGCAGCCCAUGGCCUUCAAGACCAGGGAGGAGGCCCUGGGCAUGUGCCUGGAGCAGGCGGAGCACACGCAGUACCCCUGCAUGGUGCGGGGCUGCCUGUCCGUGGUCAAGCUGGAGAGCAGCAUCGUCCGGCACUACAAGCGCACCCACCAGAUGAGCUGCGCCUUCCUGGAGCAGGAGCUGCAGAAGCUGGUGCUCUGCGUGGAGUACGGCACGAGGCUCCCGCCCCCGCCCCCCCCGGACCCCAGCCCGCGGGCCGGGGACCGGGACGGUGAGGGUGAGGAGGUGGGCGGCAAGGAGGAGGAGGAGGAGGAGGAAGAGGAGGACGAGGAGGACGAGGAGGACGACGAAGAGGAGCACGACGAAGACGGGGAGGAACCGGGAGGGGAGGUGGCGACGGCGACGGCGGCAGGCGAAAGCAGAGACUGUGCAGCGGGAAGGACCGGGGUGCCCGGCGUCGCGGCGGGAGGCCGGGCGCCUUCCCUCGCCGCCCCGGAGGUGGGGGGCCGGGGGCGGGCUGCAGGCACCCCGCUGCUGGGGGCCGAGACUUUCCUAUACCGGGGCAUGGCGGGGGCCGCCCAGGCGGCGGGGGCGGGGGCCCCCGAGCCCAGCCUUUGGAAGGCGGAGCAGUCGGUCCUCGGGGCCGCCCAGAGCCGGGCGGGCUUCGCCGACCUCCCGCCGCCCCCGCCCGGCAGGAGGGACCCCGGGGAUUGGCGGCCGAGCGCCGGACCGGACCCCGCGGCCAGAGUCCUAGACCGCGUCCCCAGAGAGCCGCCGGUCCGCAAGGCCCCGCCGCCCCGCCCCAUCGACCUGAGGACCUAUAAGCCGAUGGGCUUCGAAUCUUCCUUCCUCAAGUUCAUUCAGGAGAGUGAGGAGAAGGAGGACGAUUGGGACGAGUGGGAACCCCCGGAGCCCGGGUCCCCGUCUGGCAGCGGAGGGGCGGAGGAGAGCCCCGGCGAGGCGGAGGAGAGCCCCGGCGGAGCGGAGGGGAGCCCCGGCGGGGCGGCGGGGAGCCCCGGCGGGGCGGUGGGGAGCCCCGGCGGGGCGGCGGGGAGCCCCGGUGUAGCCGGGGAAGCCCCCCGCGAUGCCAGCUUACCUCAGGCGCCGGCCGAGCCUGCCCCCGGCGACAGGCCGACCGCCGACUCGCCGGGCGGCCCUUCCCUGCAGGACCUGCAGGCCAUCCUGGACAAGGCCCUGACGGACUGCGGCGAGCUGGCCUUGAAGCAGCUGCACUACUUGCGGCCAGUGGUGGUCCUGGAGAGGCCCAAGUUCUCCGCCCCUCUCUUAGACCUGUUCCCUCCCAAGAAGGCCGACGAGCUGUGCGUUGGGAGCUCCUGAGGCCCCCCCCCACCCCCGCCCCCCGCCCGGGGCAGGGAACGAGGCCGGAUCCGGGUCCGCUCCGGGGGGCCCGAGCCGCCGCCGCCGCCCACCCCCACCCGGGGCCCGGAUCGGGCCCGGGAAGCUUAGGCUGUUGGGUCGCCGGGACGGAUGUGAUCUCGGCCGGUGGUACCGGCCCUGGGCGUCAGCCCCCCCUCCGUCGGUUGGUUUUUGCGUUUGGGUUUCUUUCGUUGGUUUGUUUUUCUCCUUCCUUUUUAAAAGAAAAUUGGAACUGUGGUCUGUUUGGUGCUAAUGAAUACAUCGACAUACUGGGGCUUCCUUUUCCGAUUCCGUGUGCAUGAUUGUAUAUGAAACCGACCCCGCGUGGCGGUCCCAGGGGGAGGGUGGAGGAAGGAGGGGUGGACAGUUCUUACUUGACUUGAAUGUGCGCUGCAGAGCGCUUCAUGUAAUAUAUUGUACACUACAGCAUCUUCUAUUUUUUGAGUUAUGAGUUUCAAUAAAU
This is a messenger RNA of Tachyglossus aculeatus (Australian echidna), 6141 nucleotides long. RefSeq names its product RLF zinc finger (gene RLF). The coding region runs from base 81 to 5639 and encodes 1852 amino acids. Gene Ontology annotation, biological process: regulation of transcription by RNA polymerase II. The record is from RefSeq and is a predicted model, not a curated record. The transcript has 10 exons. NCBI's taxonomy places the organism in Eukaryota, Metazoa, Chordata, Mammalia, Monotremata, Tachyglossidae. Gene Ontology annotation, cellular component: nucleus. Gene Ontology annotation, molecular function: DNA binding; DNA-binding transcription factor activity, RNA polymerase II-specific.